Hibiscus syriacus is the source of this 2618-nucleotide messenger RNA. RefSeq lists its product as uncharacterized. The coding region runs from base 225 to 2306 and encodes 693 amino acids. The transcript is spliced from 3 exons. The record is from RefSeq and is a predicted model, not a curated record. Lineage: Eukaryota; Viridiplantae; Streptophyta; Magnoliopsida; Malvales; Malvaceae.
CUCUCUCAGCUCAGUUUUUGCUCUUUCUUUUGGUUUUGUUUUUGUGUUUUUUUUUCCCGAAUCAAUUUCACACACUUCACUGAAAGAAUGGAUUUUUUGGCCAACUAAUUUGCAAAGUUUUUUUCUUUUGGGUUGCUUUUGUUCCUUUAUAAAGUGGGAAUUUUGUGAUUUAUUUUUGUUGGUUUUUGGGAUGUUGAUGGGAGAGGUUUGAGUUUGAGAGAGUGAUGAAGGUGACGGGAAAAGCUAGUUUACGUGCGGCAUUCUCGGGUAGGAUUCCGACGGACGCGGAUCUCAAGCCGGCGAUGAAGCGUAAGACACGGAACAGGAGGUGGAAACGGGUCGGGGGUACGCCGGUUGUGGGGAGGCGGAGCAGGCCGGAGACGCCUUUGUUGAAAUGGAAAGUGGAGGAGAAAGAGAAAGGUCGUGGAGUUGAAGAGGAGCACGCGAAUGAGGAGGAAGAGGAGGAUGGCUGCAGGAGAGGCGGUGGUCGUGGACGUCGGAGGCAAAGUGCUUCGAAAGUGUCUGCGAGGAAGCUUGCAGCUGGAUUAUGGCGGUUGCAGUUGCAGUUGCCGGAGACGGUGGCGCCCGGUGGCGCAGGCAGGAGUGAUCGGUCAGGGUUCAAGUCUGGUAAAGAUUUUAUGGGUGUUCCAUUCCAUUAUCAUCAGAAGGAAAAGAAUCAUGGUUCAGAGGAUCCAUUACAGAGCCCAAGUUCGGUCUCUGGCGCAAAAAACGGCCUCCUGCGUAAGAUUGAGCCUUCAAUUCAAUUUUCAAACUCUGCAAUGGAGGGAGCAACAAAGUGGGAUCCUGUCUGCUUAAAAACAACGGACGAGGUACGGAAAAUUUACCACCACAUGAAGCGUAUUGACCAACAAGUAAGUGCUGUAUCAAUUGUUUCUGCCCUUGAAGCUGAGCUAGCACAGGCUCGGGCUCACAUUGAGGAGCUUGAGACUGAGCGCCGUUCCUCAAAGAAGAAACUUGAGCACUUCUUGAGGAAAGUUAGCGAGGAAAGAGCUGCAUGGCGGAGUAGAGAACAUGAGAAGAUACGUGCCUUUGUUGACGACGUCAAAGCUGAGUUGAAUCGAGAAAAGAAGAAACGCCAGAGGCUUGAAAUUGUUAAUUCCAAGUUGGUGAAUGAGUUGGCUGCUGCCAAGUUAUCGGCAAAGCGAUAUGUGCAGGAUUAUGAAAAGGAAAGAAAGGCCAGAGAACUCAUUGAAGAAGUAUGUGACGAGCUUGCUAAGGAAAUUGGAGAAGACAAGGCUGAAGCAGAGAAAAUUAAGAGAGAUUCCAUGAAGCUUCGGGAGGAAGUCGAUGAGGAAAGAAAAAUGUUGCAGAUGGCUGAGGUCUGGCGUGAAGAACGUGUUCAGAUGAAGCUCAUUGAUGCGAAGGUAGCACUUGAAGAGAGGUAUUCACAAAUGAACAAGCUUAUAGCAGAUUUGGAGACUUUUCUAAGGUCAAGAACUGGAAAUCUGCACAUGAAAGAAUUGCGAGAAGCAGAGUCACUAAGACAGGCUGCUCAGUCUGUUAAUGUUGAAGAAAUCAAGGAAUUUACAUAUGAACCCGCAAACCCAGAUGACAUAUUUUCGGUUUUCGAAGAUGUGUUAGCUGAAGCAAAUGAACGGGAAAUCGAACAAUGUACUGCAUACAGUACUGCCAGCCAUGCCUCAAAAGUUCAUACACCGAGUCCUGAGAUGAAAAUGAUGAAGAAAGACAGCAUGGCGAGACAUUCAAAUGCACAAUAUAAUCAGAAUGAUGAGAUAGAGGAAGAUGAGAGUGGGUGGGAAACUGUAAGCCAUUUCGAGGAUCAGGGCUCAAGUUAUUCACCCGAAGAAAGUGCUGCAUCUGCGAGCAAGAUUCACCGGGACAGCAAUUUCUCAGGUAGUGGAACUGAAUGGGAAGGAAAUGCAUAUGGGGAUACGCCAAACACAGAGACUAGCGAAGUUUGUUCAUUGCCUGCUAGGCAGUCGAAGGUGUUGUCCAUAGCAAGGCUUUGGAGGUCUUGCCCGAACAAUGGAGAAAAUUACAAGAUGAUCACGGUAGAAGGAGCGAAUGGCCAGGUUUCAAAUGGAAGAAUGUCUAACGGCGGUAUUGUAUCCCCAGAUCGAGGAUCAGGUAAAGAUGGUUUUAGUCCCUCAGUGGGACAGUGGAGCUCUCCCGACUCUAGUCAUCCACACAUAAUGAGAGGGACGAAAGGAUGCAUUGACUGGCCUCGUGGCGCGCAGAAGAAUAGUUUGAAGGCAAAACUUUUGGAGGCAAGGAUGGAAAGCCAAAAGGUCCAACUACGGCAUGUUCUUAAACAGAAGAUUUAGAUGUUGAUUAGUGAUUUCAACAGAUAGGUUUCCACCUGAAAUAAGUAAUAUAUACACGAGGCAACUUCUGCUGCUAGUUCGGAAUUGCUUAAAAAGUUGGAGCAUCUGAAUACAAAACACCCUGUUACUCCCAUAGAUUAUCCGAUUUUCCAGUUAUCGAGUUCUUGCUACUUUAGCCAGAUGAUGUUCCUCAUGAAACAGGUUAGUUGGCUCCUUUUAUCUGUAGCUUGUAAUUCUACAUGGUCUAUGUUAUAGAGAAAGCAAUGCAUGCCAUUUGUAUUGCAUCACUCGAUGUUAUCAAGGAAAACAAUU